AUGGAGCCCGGCGCCGCCGGCCCCCGCGCCCUGCGGCCGCCCGGCGGGCGCAGUAUCGCAGGGCCGAGGCGCGCGUGGCGGCAGCGCUGCUGCGAGGCGCCGCCGAGCUGGCUGGCCACCGCGGCCGACAGCCCACGCGGCUGGCGCGCGCCAUGCAGCUGGCCAUCGAGGAGGCCUUCGGGCAUGCCACGGCUGGUGGGCCUGCGUCUCCUCACGGCCCUCGCGAUGAUGCCGUGCGAGAAGGCGAUGCUGAUCUUCCCGAUCGUGGGCUACUUCGUGGUGUACACGGUGAUCGGGAUCCGCCUCUUCCCCCUCCUGGUGAUGCUCAUCCUCGGGCUGAUGUCGGCGACGGAGGGUCCAUCGAGGAGAUUCGCGCGGAGGAGGUGGCGGAGUCUGCUGGGCAGGAGCCCCCCGCUGCCGUGCUGCCCGCGGCGCCUGCCCCAGAUGCUCGUGUCCCUCGAGGUCCUGGUCCCAGCGCUGGCGGACUUUUCGGCACGAGGGUCACGGCUGACGAUGUGA
This is a messenger RNA of Prorocentrum cordatum, 519 nucleotides long. Lineage: Eukaryota; Dinophyceae; Prorocentrales; Prorocentraceae. The record is from the annotation of a GenBank genome assembly.